AUGGAUCUUCCUGUCGGCCCUCCCGUCCCCUCCGGCCCGGCAACAUCGCCGGCGCGUACCCCGCUCCUCGGGCGGUACACGGCGCUUGUCCCGCUCGAGACAUCGCACUCGGAAAUCCUCUUCAAGCAUCUUGGACGCGAGGAGAACGCCCAUCUCUGGACGUACCUGUUCCACGAGCCGUUUCUCGAGUACGAGCAGUUCAAGGCCACCAUCGGCGAAUGGAGCGCCUCCGCGGACCCCCUGUUCUUCGCCGUCCUGUCCGGCCCCGCGUCGGACCCGGCAUCCGAGCCGGUGGGGAUCAUGUCGUACUUGUCCAUCGUGCCGGACCACAGGCGGAUCGAGAUCGGGUUCAUCGUCUUUGGCGAGCAGCUCAAGCAGACGCGGGCUGCGACCGAGGCGCAGUACCUCCUGAUGAAGAAUGCCUUUGAAGAAUUGGGCAACUUUCGGCUGGAGUGGAAGGCCAACCACCUCAACAAGGCAAGCCGGGCGGCCGCCGAGCGUCUUGGCUACGUGUUUGAGGGUGUCUUCAGAAAACACCUGGUCAUCAAGGGCAGACGCAGAGAUACGGUCUGGCUCAGCAUUACCGAUGAGGAGUGGCCGACCGUCAAGGGCGGGCUCGAAGCUUGGUUGAGCGCGGACAACUUUGACGAGAACGGCAAACAGCGAAAGGGGCUGAAACAAUGCAGGGAGGCAUUUGAGGCGGCAGGCAAGUCAUAA
Messenger RNA from Colletotrichum higginsianum IMI 349063, 717 nucleotides. Its product is annotated as Acetyltransferase. The record is from RefSeq and is a predicted model, not a curated record. Lineage: Eukaryota; Fungi; Ascomycota; Sordariomycetes; Glomerellales; Glomerellaceae. Gene Ontology annotation, molecular function: protein-N-terminal-alanine acetyltransferase activity; protein N-terminal-serine acetyltransferase activity. Bases 1 to 717 code for a protein of 238 amino acids. The transcript has 2 exons.